AUGAAGUCCUCGGUAAUAGUACCGUUCGUUACACUACUGAUCGCGGCCUUCUGUCAGAUAGCAGUAGCACAAUUCAACCAAUGUACGGGUAGUGAUAGCUGUAUCGUCAUUAACGAAUGUGCCCGGUUUGGGCCACAUUUUAACGAACCUUCCAAAUGGUCCGAUAGCUUAAGAAGUGAGUUCCGGUCAAGGGUUUGCCAGCGAGAAAGGACGAGUAAUGGAAAUAUCUACAAGGUGUGCUGUCCACGAGCAGUGACGUAUACUAACACUAACCGCAAGCGAGGACUCGAGGUGCUCGAUCUGGAAGGCUGUGGUUCGUACUCGGAAGAUAGGAUCGCUUUCGGUCAGGACGCCAAACUGUUCCAAUAUCCGUGGAUGGCCCUACUUAAACCUAGAGUCGGCAACUUUGUGUGCGGCGGUACGCUGAUCAAUCAGCGUUAUGUACUGACUGCGGCGCACUGUCUCAAGAAUAACGAUAUUACGAUGGUUCGGUUAGGUGAGUUUGAUUUGAGCAGUGAAAUCGAUUGUGAUAAACGAGGAGAGUUGUGUGCACUGCCACCACAGGACAUUCGCGUCGAGCGUACCAUCCUGCACGACAACUAUAGUGCGCGGCGCAAAGUAAACGAUAUUGCAUUGGUCCGGUUGGCACAGGAUGCAUCCUACAAUGAUAACGUGCUACCCAUCUGUUUGCCAGUAUCUCCCAAAAUGCGUACGACACAGAAAACAUUCUUCGUUGCCGGCUGGGGAGGAACCGAGUCCUCCAUAUACUCCAACAAGCUUCAGUUCACCAAACUCAAUCUGCUGCCAAAUGAUGAGUGUCUCCAGCAACUGCUGAAGGUGGAUCCGUACACCAAACUGAACGACAAUCAGAUGUGUGCGAUCGGUUCGAAUCUGACCGACAACUGUACCGGGGAUUCGGGUGGACCACUUAAAUCGAUUAGCAUCAACGCUCGGUACGUCCAGUACGGAGUAGUGUCGUUCGGAUUGCGCACCUGCGGCAGACAGAGUGCGCCCGGUGUCUACACCAAGGUGGAAAACUAUAUAGAAUGGAUAUUGGACAAUCUGGAAGAAUGA
Molecule: messenger RNA, 1074 nt
Organism: Anopheles maculipalpis
Lineage: Eukaryota; Metazoa; Arthropoda; Insecta; Diptera; Culicidae
Product: serine protease grass-like
Exons: 5
Coding region: 1-1074 (357 amino acids)
Biological process (GO): proteolysis
Molecular function (GO): serine-type endopeptidase activity
Source: RefSeq, a predicted model, not a curated record